Molecule: messenger RNA, 2247 nt
Organism: Chenopodium quinoa (quinoa)
Lineage: Eukaryota; Viridiplantae; Streptophyta; Magnoliopsida; Caryophyllales; Amaranthaceae
Product: 4-alpha-glucanotransferase, chloroplastic/amyloplastic-like
Exons: 16
Coding region: 310-2049 (579 amino acids)
Biological process (GO): carbohydrate metabolic process
Molecular function (GO): 4-alpha-glucanotransferase activity
Source: RefSeq, a predicted model, not a curated record
ACGAAGUAAGUUUUAAGAAUAAUACUCGAGAUAUAAGAUUAAGUCUUGUUUAAAUUAUUUUCAUACCUUCUGUGACUCUCUCUACACUAUAAUAAAAAAACUUAAUUUUUUGAACGAAGCAAUUCCAAUCUAGGUAGGGGUGCCAUAGCGGGAAGAUCCACCGCACAAACACUUCCUUUACGGUUACACUAACAAACAAUUUACCGAGUUGUGACUCGAUUGUGUGACUCACUACUGUGACUGAUCAAGAUAUUCUGUAACACUUCCAUUCAUACAAAUUCUCUCUCCUCCUCCAAUUCCACCCUAACAAUGGCGAUUUCGAUAACAAUGGCGUCUCUCAACUCUCUCUCUUUCCUUCCAUCUUCAUUCAUUCCUUCCAAACCUAACCUCAUUUUCACCUCUUCACUUUCUCUCUCCUCCGCUGUCUCCUCCUCGCACAUUACCUCCGUCGCCGCCGUAUCUACCGCCUCCGUCACCGCUACCUCCGUCGGCGAGGAUCUUCCGGUUGAUUACGACGAGUUUUUGCCGGAGUCGUCUCCGUCGGACCGGCGAAGAGCUGGAAUUCUACUGCAUCCGACGUCGUUGCCUGGACCUCACGGCAUUGGCGAUCUCGGAGACGAAGCUUUUAGGUUCAUCGAUUGGCUUCAUUCUGCUGGUUGUUCUCUUUGGCAGGUUUUACCUCUGGUUCCUCCUGGUAGAAAGGCUAAUGAAGAAGGCUCGCCGUAUUCCGGCCAGGAUGCCAAUUGUGGAAAUACUCUUCUGAUUUCUCUUGAAGAGCUGGUUAAGGAUGGUUUAUUGCAUAGCGAAGAGCUCCCUGAACCUGUAGAUGCAGAGAGGGUAAAUUAUGAUACUAUUGCUCAGAUAAAGGAUCCUUUGGUGGCAAAGGCUGCGGAGCGACUUAUUAUGAGUGAAGGGGAACUCAAAAGGCAGCUUCUAAAUUUUCGAAGGGAUCCUGAUAUAUCAAGCUGGCUUGAGGAUGCAGCAUGUUUUGCUGCAAUUGACCGAGUUUGUAACACAUUUUCUUGGUAUGAUUGGCCUGAACCUUUAAAAAAUCGCCAUCUCUCUGCACUUGUGAAAAUUUAUGAGAGCGAAAAACACUUUAUUGACUUAUUCAUCGCCCAGCAGUUUCUGUUUCAAAGACAAUGGAAGAAAGUUCGUAAUUAUGCACAGCUGAAGGGCAUCAAGAUCAUGGGGGAUAUGCCAAUCUAUGUUGGCUAUCACAGUGCAGAUGUUUGGGCUAACAAAAAACACUUUUUGCUGAACAGGAAGGGCUUCCCUCUGUUAGUCAGUGGAGUUCCUCCUGAUGCAUUUAGUGAAACUGGUCAGUUAUGGGACAGUCCCUUGUAUGAUUGGAAUGCUAUGGAGAAAGAUGGAUUUUCAUGGUGGAUAUGUCGAAUUCGACGAGCUAUGGAUUUGUAUGAUGAGUUCAGAAUUGACCAUUUUCGAGGUUUUGCUGGAUUUUGGGCUGUUCCAUCAGAAGCAAAAAUUGCAACGGUUGGGCGAUGGAAGGCUGGGCCUGGAAAGUCCUUGUUUGAUGCAAUAUUUAAGACUGUUGGGGAGAUUGACAUUAUUGCUGAAGAUCUGGGUGUAAUCACGGAGGACGUAGUUCAGCUGAGGAAAUCUAUUGGAGCACCUGGGAUGGCUGUCCUGCAAUUUGGUUUUGGAAGUGAUGCAGAAAACCCUCAUCUUCCUCAUAAUCAUGAACGCAAUCAAGUAGUAUACACUGGCACUCAUGAUAAUGACACGGUUCUGGGCUGGUGGGACAACUUGAAGCAAGAAGAGAGACAUCAUGUGCUAAGAUACCUUUCCCUCAAUGAAGGGAAUGAUAUUUCGUGGGGACUCAUCCAAGGUGCAUUAUCGUCCGUAGCUAAAACUGCAAUCAUACCAAUGCAAGAUGUUCUUGGACUUGAUAAUUCUGCAAGGAUGAAUAUUCCAGCUACUCAGUUUGGGAACUGGAGCUGGAGAAUACCGUCUUCUGUGAGUUUUGAGAGCUUGGACACUGAGGCAAAAAAAUUGCGAGACUUGCUGUCAAUGUAUGGCCGGUUGUAAAUGUUGAUGUGUGAACUGCGAUGAGGCUUUGUAUCUUAACCUAACUUCUGCAGUUUUUUACCAGUUGACGCAGAAGAUACUACUGCAAUUUACCUAAGCUCUUCUUCAGUAAUAUAUCAGAUUGUUGCAAUAGAACUUGUAUCUCCAUUGAGGAUGUUUGAAUCUCACGUAAAUGCAAAAUAAAUCAAUUUUUCACUA